Messenger RNA from Drosophila ananassae, 1220 nucleotides. RefSeq names its product protein stand still (gene stil). The transcript has 4 exons. NCBI's taxonomy places the organism in Eukaryota, Metazoa, Arthropoda, Insecta, Diptera, Drosophilidae. The coding region runs from base 145 to 1116 and encodes 323 amino acids. The record is from RefSeq and is a predicted model, not a curated record.
UCCUCCUUGCUUCGUCCUCUUUUGUAGGCAGAACUCCAGAAUCUCAAAGCUGUAUCUCAUUCUUUCUUUUCCUUCCUUCUCUACUUGAAAUAUCCAACUCGGGGCAAAAAUUUUUCCGAUUCCGUCGGGAGUAAGUGGGGAAAAAUGGAAGGGUCCGUGGACGGGUCAGAAAUUGGAAAAGUGGAAAUGAAUGGAGGAACGGAAAAGCGUCAGCAUGUUCCGUAUAUUCUGAACGGAGAACUCUAUCGGAUUGAGAAUCAGGUUGGCGACAAUGUCACCGUAAAGUGCUGCUACUGUCCGCCGGAUCGGAUUUAUCGCGGCAGCGUGCGCUCCACCGGUAACUUUCACAUGCACAUCAAGCGUCGUCACAGUUCGCUUCUUGGAAAGUUGCAUGAAAUGAAGGUGGCCGCUUUGGAGGAGCGCCGUGAUCGGAUCAUGAAGAAUCGACGGUUUGGUAAGCCACGGAAGAAAUCGCCACCGUGCCAGUCAUCCGGGGACAGCCCGUCGGAUCUAGUGGAGGGCAACAAUGGAGCAGCAGGUGCUCCAACAGGCGCGGUGAGUGAGGAAACCCAUGAGCUGAAAAUCAAAACGGUGUUCCAGCGACACAAGCAAGAGCAGGAGGGAGCGGCCACAAGAUCGUCAAACGAUUCAACUUCAGACACCAGCAGCAAGGCCAAUACUUCAAGUAUAUAUUUGCUCCAAAAUGUUGAAACAGUGACUACAACUUCGCCAUCUACUCCCCAUGUUGGGCUCUUGGGUCACGUGAAGCCCGAGAAGGCAAAUAGUUCCUCGUUCCUGAGCAAUCAGCCGGAGGCCAUCGACUUGAGCCGGGCUCAGGCGCACCAGAAUGGCGAAGUGGCCACCAGCUCGCUGAGCUUCACCCCGGGAGGGGCUUCCAUUGACUACCCACGCUCCCAGGCCGUCGCCCAGUCGCUGUCCUUCACCCACUUUGUGGAAAACUCGCACCGCGAUGUCCUGCAGCGUCUGGACCGUACCAUGAGCGAAAUAAGUCAGGAGCUGCGCAGCCGCAACCGCAUCGAGCACAAUCGCCUGCUGUUGGAGGCGGCCAAGUUCAAGUAUCUGAACCCCAACUUCCAAUUUGAACCAACCCUAUAAGAGGGGAUAUUUGAAUAAUUUGAACUUUGAUCCUACCUCAGAAUACACAACCUAGAUGUACUGCAGGAUUAGUAUUUUCUUACAAAUAAAACUUAAAAACGAAA